UCCCUCCUCCUCUCCCUCUCGCUCCUUCCUUUCCCGGAGAGCGGAGAGGACUGAGAGGAGGGCGGGCGGCCGGCCCCGGAGGAGGGGGGCUCCGAGCGGGGACUGUGACUAGAAGGAGCAGUAGCAGCAGCAGCAGGAGAAGAUGCUGAGGAUGCGGACCACCGGGUGGGCGCGCGGCUGGUGCCUGAGCUGCUGCCUCCUCUUGCCGCUCUCGCUCAGCCUGGCGGCCGCCAAGCAACUCCUCCGGUACCGGCUGGCCGAGGAGGGCCCGGCCGACGUUCGCAUCGGCAACGUCGCCUCGGACCUGGGCAUCGUGACCGGCUCCGGGGAGGUGACUUUCAGCCUGGAAUCGGGUUCGGAGUACCUGAAGAUCGACAACCUCACGGGCGAGCUGAGCACGAGCGAGCGGCGCAUCGACCGCGAGAAGUUGCCCCAGUGUCAGAUGAUCUUCGACGAGAACGAGUGCUUCUUGGACUUCGAGGUGUCGGUGAUCGGGCCGUCGCAGAGCUGGGUGGACCUGUUCGAGGGUCGGGUCAUCGUGCUGGAUAUCAACGACAACACGCCCACCUUCCCGUCGCCGGUGCUCACGCUCACGGUGGAGGAGAACCGGCCGGUGGGCACGCUCUACUUGCUGCCCACCGCCACCGACCGCGACUUCGGCCGCAACGGCAUCGAGCGCUACGAGCUGCUCCAGGAGCCCGGGGGCGGCGGCGGCGGCGAGGGCCGGCGCCCCGGGGCUGCCGACAGCGCCCCCUACCCCGGGGGCGGCGGGAACGGCGGCGGCGGCGGCCCCAAGAGGCGGCUGGACUCGCCCGAGGGCGGCGGCGGCGGCGGCGGCACCAACCCCGGCGGCGGCGGCCGGAGCAGCGUGUUUGAACUGCAGGUGGCCGACACCCCGGAUGGCGAGAAGCAGCCGCAGCUGAUCGUGAAGGGGGCGCUGGACCGCGAGCAGCGCGACUCGUACGAGCUGACCCUGCGGGUGCGUGACGGCGGCGAGCCGCCCCGCUCCUCGCAGGCCAUCCUGCGGGUGCUCAUCACCGACGUGAACGACAACAGCCCCCGCUUCGAGAAGAGCGUGUACGAGGCCGACCUGGCGGAGAACAGCGCCCCGGGCACCCCCAUCCUGCAGCUGCGGGCCGCCGAUCUGGACGUGGGGGUCAACGGGCAGAUCGAGUACGUGUUCGGCGCCGCCACCGAGUCGGUGCGGCGGCUGCUACGCCUCGACGAGACCUCGGGCUGGCUCAGCGUCCUGCACCGCAUCGACCGCGAGGAGGUCAACCAGCUGCGCUUCACCGUCAUGGCCCGCGACCGCGGGCAGCCCCCCAAGACGGACAAGGCCACGGUGGUGCUCAACAUCAAGGACGAGAACGACAACGUGCCGUCCAUCGAGAUCCGCAAGAUCGGCCGCAUCCCCCUCAAGGACGGGGUGGCCAACGUGGCCGAGGACGUGCUGGUCGACACGCCCAUCGCCCUGGUGCAGGUGUCGGACCGAGAUCAAGGCGAGAAUGGGGUGGUCACCUGCACCGUGGUGGGCGACGUGCCCUUCCAGCUCAAGCCGGCCAGCGACACCGAGGGCGACCAGAACAAGAAGAAGUACUUCCUGCACACUUCGGCCCCGCUGGACUAUGAGACCACCCGGGAGUUCAAUGUGGUCAUCGUGGCGGUGGACUCGGGCAGCCCCAGCCUCUCCAGCAACAAUUCCCUGAUUGUCAAGGUGGGGGACACCAAUGACAACCCGCCCGUCUUCGGCCAGUCCGUGGUAGAAGUGUACUUCCCCGAGAACAACAUCCCCGGGGAGAGAGUGGCCACUGUGCUGGCCACCGACGCGGACAGCGGGAAGAACGCAGAGAUCGCCUACUCGCUGGACUCCUCCGUGCUGGGGAUCUUCACCAUCGACCCUGAUUCCGGGGACAUCCUGGUCAACACCGUGCUGGACCGCGAGCAGACAGACAGGUAUGAGUUUAAAGUGAAUGCCAAAGACAAAGGCGUGCCUGUGCUGCAGGGCAGCACCAGGGUGAUCGUGCAGGUGGCUGACAAGAAUGACAAUGACCCUAAGUUUAUGCAGGACGUCUUUACCUUUUAUGUGAAAGAAAACUUACAGCCCAACAGCCCCGUGGGCAUGGUCACGGUGAUGGAUGCUGACAAGGGGCGCAACGCAGAGAUGAGCUUGUAUAUAGAAGAGAACAGUAAUAUCUUUUCCAUUGAAAAUGACACUGGGACCAUUUACUCCACCAUGUCCUUUGACCGGGAACACCAGACCACCUACACGUUCCGAGUCAAAGCUGUGGAUGGGGGAGAUCCCCCUCGAUCGGCCACUGCCACUGUUUCUCUCUUCGUGAUGGAUGAGAAUGACAAUGCCCCCACGGUCACCCUUCCAAGAAAUAUUUCCUACAUUUUAUUGCCACCUUCGAGUAACAUCAGAACAGUAGUAGCUACAGUGCUGGCAACAGACAGUGAUGAUGGCAUCAAUGCAGAUCUUAACUAUAGCAUUGUGGGAGGGAAUCCCUUCAAGCUCUUUGAGAUUGAUGCCACUAGUGGUGUGGUUUCCUUAGUGGGCAAACUCACCCAGAAGCAUUACGGCUUACACAGGUUGGUGGUGCAAGUGAAUGACAGUGGGCAGCCUUCCCAGUCCACCACAACUCUAGUGCAUGUGUUUGUCAAUGAGAGUGUUUCCAAUGCCACCGUGAUUGACUCCCAGAUAGCCAGAAGUUUGCACACUCCGCUCACCCAGGAUAUAGCUGGUGACCCCAGCUAUGAAAUGAGCAAACAGAGACUCAGUAUCGUCAUCGGGGUGGUAGCUGGAAUUAUGACGGUGAUUCUCAUCAUCUUAAUUGUAGUGAUGGCAAGGUACUGCAGGUCCAAAAAUAAAAAUGGCUAUGAAGCAGGCAAAAAAGAUCACGAAGACUUUUUUACACCCCAACAGCAUGAUAAAUCUAAAAAGCCUAAAAAAGACAAGAAAAACAAAAAGUCAAAGCAGCCUCUCUACAGCAGCAUUGUCACUGUAGAAGCUUCUAAACCAAAUGGACAGAGGUAUGACAGUGUCAAUGAGAAGCUCUCAGACAGCCCCAGCAUGGGGCGGUACCGGUCAGUGAAUGGUGGGCCUGGCAGUCCUGACCUGGCCAGGCAUUACAAAUCGAGUUCCCCAUUGCCCACUGUCCAGCUUCACCCCCAGUCACCAACUGCAGGAAAAAAACACCAGGCCGUACAAGAUCUACCACCAGCCAACACAUUUGUGGGAGCAGGAGACAACAUUUCGAUUGGAUCAGAUCACUGCUCCGAAUACAGCUGUCAAACCAAUAACAAGUACAGCAAACAGCCAUUUCGUAGAGUGACGUUUUCUGUUGUGAGUCAGCCCCAGGACCCUCACCAGGGGUCCCUGCAGAGUUGCUAUGACAGCGGGCUGGAGGAGUCAGAAACACCAAGCAGUAAGAGUUCAUCAGGGCCAAGACUGGGUGCCCUUCCACUCCCAGAAGACAACUAUGAAAGGACCACGCCGGAUGGCAGUGUUGGUGAGGCAGAGCAUAUGGAAAAUGAUUCAAGACCUCUUCCUGAUGUUGCCCUGACCGGGAAGUGCACACGGGAAUGUGAUGAGUAUGGCCACUCAGACUCCUGCUGGAUGCCAGUCCGCACCUCCCCGGAGCGGAAGAAGAGCCAGCCCAAACUCUCCACCUUCAUGCCUGUUGAUGAGCGAGGAAGCCAGGAGAAGCUGGCCAAUGGCGAGGCUGCCAUCAUGGGUGACCGUAACAGAAACCUCCUGAACAAAAAGUUGACCUCCUCCUACGAGACCUUCAGCGCAGCUAGUUUCAGCAAAAGUGAGGAAGCCAACCCUGAGGAUAUUCCCCUGACAAAAACAGGGGAAUACAAGCCAUCUCCUGUCAAUACUCUCACUAGAAGAGAAGUGUACCUGUAGGCUAAAGGAGCAACAGCAAAAUUCUUUUUCUGUAUGAGAAGGAGAAUAAGGGGUGACACUGACAAAGAGAAAGUGUAUAAUCGAAACGAGGGGGCUACCAAAGAGACAAAGCUCUGCCUGCCACUUCUGCCUCCACAUCAGGCCUUGAGUGAUACUAGGAGCCUGAUUGUAAUGUACUAUGUAGAAACCAUCCUUGUUACUUGCAUGUCUGAUCCCCUCACUGAUUCCUAACACCCACUUUUCCUCUUCUGCACCCCCCCAAAAAAAGGAAAAAAAAAACAAAAACAAAACAAAAAAGAUGGUUGCAAGUUUCUUUUAUGGUUACAAGCCUGAUUAGCAGAACACAACACACAUUCAUUUUCCCUUAGCUGAAGCAUGAUUGUAGUCACUUUGAUUUAGUUUGAGUGUUAUCCGGCUGGUCAAAGGGAAAAAAAAUAGCAAAUUAGGAAAAAUGUAUUUCAGAGGAAUUCCGUUUGCCCUUCACCAUCAUGAAGGGUAACCCCUCACAAGUGAUCCAAUUCAGAGUACCUCAAAAAACACAACCCUUACAAAGAGGGACUCUAGUAUGGCAUUUGGGAAGAUCCCAGCUUUGAUAUUUUAAUUUAAAAAAUGAGAGUAAAACAAUACCCAGUUGGUGAGUGUUGUCCCAAGUUGUCAUACGUUAUUCUUUUCAAGUCAGAAGCAUUAAUCAACUUCAUGUAUUCAUUGAAUAUAAUUAAGUGUAGACACAAUCUUGAUUAAAUAUAUCUGUUACACUAGUUAUAACUUGUAAAAGUAUACAUAUCUAUUUUUCUGAACAGCAUCACUAUUAUAAACUAACUGGAACAAUUGUGUCAUUAAAAGGCCAAAGAACAUAAGGCAGAUCAGGGAAAUUAUGAAAUAGAUUUGGUCUUGACAAGAAAAUCCAUUCAACAACAAAAGUAACUGAAUCCAUGCACUCAAAGUAGCUCAGAGACUGUUUUGUUUUACGUUGUCUCUAUACCCAGAAAAUAUGUUUUUAUUUGUAAAUUUGUUUUAUUUGAAAUCAUAGAAAAUGAAAAACUAAUGAGCCCUCUUUGUGGAUUAUACUGGGUAAUUAGUUUUAAAAAGUAUCAGGGAAGAUUCCAGUUAAAAAACAAAACAAAAAAAUGUGUUGUGGCUAGAUUUUGGACAGAAAGACAUAUUGCAUACAGUCAUAGAAAAACAUCCACUCUUACCAUAAUUGAAGAUAAGCUAUGCUCGCUAGUACUAUUAUCCAUAUUGCAAGAGGCCAACGGCAUACUUUGCUUGUUCUAUGCACACUUUCAUAUAAUACAAGUGCAUUAAUUCUGAAUCCUGUGCAAUACAAAACUAUUUCAAGACAGCAUUGAAAUAAGGUGACACUUCGUUGCCAAUGUGGUUUAAGCAGUAUAUACAUAUAUAUGCAUAUAUUUGUGUGUACAUAUAUAUGCAUAUAUAUCCUAAGACAAAUUCAAACUAAACACAAAAUUAAUUUUAGGUGGCGAUGUAUCUUCAAGUGUACAUCUCAAAGUGGAAACUAUGCAGUUGUGUGUGUGUAUGUAUGUGUAGUAAAAUGAAAUAUGAAGGCCAGGGAAACAACAAAUUGCCUUGCCACACACCCAAGGUAGGUUGCAAUCCAGGUACCACAAACAGACCCCUGAGCCCUGUCAGGAGAGAUCCCUGAGCACAGAGCAGGGAUUAUGGCAUGAACACUGCUGGGUGUGACCCCAAACUACCAAACAAAGGAAGCAGAAAAAACAAACAAAAAAUAUAGGAUAUGCAGCCACUUGUUCUUUAGAGGAAGAUAUAAUGCAAGUGGAACUUCACCUGGGACAUGCACACAAAAGUGACAAUCUAGGGCCAGAAUAGGGGGUAGCAGGAGAAAAGAGCAAACAUUUCCAUCACUGAAUGCUUAUGACCUGGUUUUGGCAUUGCCUUGAUGGCUCUCUAGAAAACUGUAAAAACAAUGUAGCUUUGGGUAGUUUAAUGCUUUACAGAAUUUCAUAGACUUUAAAACAUCCUGGAAUAUAGGUUGUAAAUUUGCUCUCUAAGUGAUUAAAAUGUUUAUCUUUUCAAGCCACUUCUUUGUUUGAUGGGGUUUCUCUUUGGGGGUCAUUUCCUUAAAAUCAUUUUUUAAAUGGAGUUUUCAUGUUAAUGUUAGUUUUUGUACAGUAGUUAGAAUGAAAGACGGUAUGUAAUUGAAGCAAAAACAUUGGACUAAAAUAUCAAUAAUUGAACAUGGCUAUGUCUGAUUAUUUACAUUAUGGAAAGAUGCAAUUCUAGUACUUUGUUAGGAAACUGCAUUAAAGCAGUUCUGCCUUGUAUAAUCUGUAAGUACCUAUUAAGACAAAAUAAUUCUAAAGAUACUUAUGAAAAUGUAUACAUAUUUUUCUUGCACGUUACAGAAGAAAUACUCAAUUGCAUAACACAGAUGUUGAACAAAUUUUUAAUGCAUUUAUUCUUUCUUUCACGAGACACUUCAAACCAUUAGAUAGCUCAUUUCACUCUAUCUUGAAAACCCUCUGUUGUCUAUAAAGCUGAUAUGGGUCUUACUGGACCUUCAGAUUAAUUGGAUAGACAUGCCCAGAUGACAUUUUCACCACAUUCAAGAAAGCUAUGCCAUUGUCAUUUAAUUUGUGAGCCUCUCUUUAGAACUAAAAUGGGUGUGAAAGAAUAAAUUUUCAGUGUACUGUAAGUAUUUGCAGUAAUUCGAGUAGAAUUAGCUAUCAUAACAUGUUUAUUAUAUAAUGAGCUGGCAUGACACAGAAAUAUAUUUUGUGUUUGUAUGACUUUUAUUUUGAAUAGGUUAAAACUGGUGCCACUCCAUAUAUAGAGUGCUUUUGAAAAAAAUCAAUAAAAAGAAGCAAAAAAAUAAAUAAAUGAGUGAAUGCAAAAUAAGCAACUGUGCCUUUUAUACCUGUUGUUAUGGUAAAAAAAAAAAAAGGUUGUUUGGUUUGGACAAUGAGGGGAAAUGGGCUAUUCCCAACUUUUUUGAUCUUGUAUAUUUAUCCAUGUUUAUUUUCUGAAAAUAAAAAAUAAUAUAUUAAAAAUUUGCCUUCUCACAAACUCAGAUAAUGGACCAGUCUUAAAUAUUAUUCAUUUAUAAAAUUAAGACAUUAAUAUGGGCUGCAUGAUACCGACUAGAAUGUUACAGCAUUUAUUAUAGUAGCUACCCAGAGAGUUCAUCAGAUUUAAAAUCAAUCCAUUUUACAAAGUAAAACAUUGAUUUAGAAUUGUCUAUUUUUGGGUUUUUUCCCCUUUAGCUGCUGUUUCAAUUUUUUGUUGUACAAUUAUUUAAAAAAAAAUUCCAUUUUUGUUUUGUACUCAAGAAUAUCAAGUGAACUUUGCAUGCAUAUACAUUAGGGCGCAUUUAUAAAUUAAUGAGUAACUAUAUAAAUUUAUGUGUAUUAAAAUGUCUGUAGAUUCAGUCUAAAAUCUAAUGUUUGAUCUGAAGCUCCAGAUAUCACUUUUGUAUAGUUUCUGACUGGCCUGCUGCCUGAGUUUCAAAAAACAAAGAAGGCGUUAUUUUUAUGCGAAGUGGAACUAAGAUGUUACUGAAAAUACCUGACUGAAAGAUCCCCUAGGAAGCUGUCUGAUAGGGAAUAAAUGUAUUAAACCACACAGACCAGAAGCAAUUUGCAAGAUGCAGCCAUUCUAAUAGUGUCAUGAGAAACCUGGAGACCUAAAUCGUUUUAAUUAUAUUUUAUUGGUGAUAAAUAUACAAUAUGCACUUUAAGGGGGAAAGAAAAGAAGAUGGGCAUGAAUAUGUUAAGCUUGCUAGUUGUGACCUAGACAGAGCUUCCAUAACAUCUCAGAGGAAGGCCUCAUUUUCCCAGCUUACUAGGGUUUACUUUCAGACAAUAUUUCUUCCAUUUUAAAGCACUUGCAUUCAGUGUGGUACGAUCUGUUUGUAAUGUUAACCAUUGACUACUGUUCUGCUACUUGGAUGUUGAUAGUGAAGCAAAGAACAAUUUAUCAUCGUUUAUUAUGAGUCACUAUGCACGAAACUAUGCUAAACACGACGAAAUGUAUCAAACACUCGUCCAACUAUUUAUGAACUAUUUUACAUAAUUUAAUUUGCUUUUGUACAGUUUUAUGUAAAUAAAUUGCUUGUCACUUUUGUCUCUGCAAAUUAAAAUAUAACAUGGUCAAAUGGUU
This is a messenger RNA of Sorex araneus (European shrew), 8047 nucleotides long. RefSeq names its product protocadherin 7 (gene PCDH7). The transcript has 3 exons. The coding region runs from base 143 to 3910 and encodes 1255 amino acids. Gene Ontology annotation, cellular component: plasma membrane. NCBI's taxonomy places the organism in Eukaryota, Metazoa, Chordata, Mammalia, Eulipotyphla, Soricidae. Gene Ontology annotation, biological process: homophilic cell-cell adhesion. The record is from RefSeq and is a predicted model, not a curated record. Gene Ontology annotation, molecular function: calcium ion binding.